Molecule: messenger RNA, 3192 nt
Organism: Diaporthe citri
Lineage: Eukaryota; Fungi; Ascomycota; Sordariomycetes; Diaporthales; Diaporthaceae
Exons: 9
Coding region: 1-3192 (1063 amino acids)
Biological process (GO): nuclear-transcribed mRNA poly(A) tail shortening
Cellular component (GO): P-body; PAN complex
Molecular function (GO): nucleic acid binding; protein binding
Source: RefSeq, a predicted model, not a curated record
AUGCCACCUGGCGACCCGGUGCAAUGGACGCGGAUUGGGAUGAGACCACCCAACUAUGUUUUCGGCCGCAUCCCAGAGCCGGCCGGGAGGCACCGAGUCCUGCGCGACGAGGCGGAGCCCCGCGAUCACCUGUUGAGUCGUCAACUCCUCCCUCCACCGGGAGGGCAGUCGGUGCCUACCGUCGUCACCGCGCUCGCCUUCGAUUCAAGCCAGGAACUCCUGUGGGCUGGAAACGGAUAUGGCCGUGUUACAUCCUUCUAUGCAAAUAACCUUCAAAGAUACACAUCCUUCCGCGCGCACCCACCGUCCGAGGGUGCGGUGCACCAGCUGCUAUUCAAUGACAAGGGGGUUCUCGCACUGGGCGCCCGAGGCAUCCACAUGGCCCUUCGGAGAGGACCGCCAGUAUGGCCACAUAUCAGUGCUGAAGAUAUGAGAGACCUCCGGUGCAUGAGUUUCACCUCGAAGGCGACCUCCGAAAUCCUUGUCGCCGGUGUACAAGAUACAAUGUUUAUAUCCACCGCACACCACUACAUCAAGAUGAAAAAGGGCCGUUACAUAUGCGCAGCUACAACCGAUGGCAAUGUCCACAUCCUCGAUCCCGUCAAGUUCAACAUCAUACACAAAUGGCGCGCCCACUCUGCCUUUAUAAACGACAUGGACGUCCAGCAGGACUUUGUUGUCACGUGUGGUACCUCACUGAAGCAACCCGCGGCUACUUAUAUGCUCGACCCUUUUGUCAUGGUCUUCGAUCUGAAAAACCUGGCCACGAUGCCUCCUAUACCCUUUCCCCCGCUGGCAGCCUAUGUCCGCAUGCACCCGCGCAUGCUCACGACAGGAAUAGUUGCUUCUCAGGGUGGUCAGAUGCAUGUGGUGGACCUGCUGAAUCCAAACACUAGCAAUGUCGAGGACACACGGGUAGCUGAGAAGACCACACUUGCCAUACGCGCACCGAAGUUCCUCAGUGAAAAGGCCAGAGAUGCGGCGAAGGUAUCAAGCAGCGCGACUGCCCCCGAUGGGCAGGUGGAUAUGGCCGUUGGCGCCUUGGGUACAGCCGAGCUGGAAAGCCUGCGGCUGGAUGUUCCAGCUCUUUACCAGAGCGUCGAGAUCUCGUUCAGCAAGUACGGAGUGGAUGACUUCGAUUUCGGCUUUUACAACAUGACCCGAUACGCUGGCCUGGAAAACCACAUCGCAAAUUCCUAUGCAAACUCCCUUCUCCAGGUCUUGCACUUCACACCGUUGGUUCGAAACUUGGCUCUCCAGCACGCGGCGACAGAUUGCCUGAGCGAGAUGUGUCUGCUCUGUGAGCUUGGGUACCUGUCGGACAUGUUGCAGAAGACGGAGGGCUCAUCAUGUCAUGCGUCAAACCUGUUGAAAUGCCUUAGCAACCAUCCUCCAGCGUCUCGCCUUGGCCUCUUGGAGGAAGACUCGCGACAAGGCUCUCUUACGAAGAUGAUGCAGCAGCUCACGAGAUUCUUACUUCAAACCAUGGCAGACGACUACCGCACCAAGUCCCCCAUCCCUACCGCGAUGCAGGAAAUCCUUGCUACGUCUGCCCUCACCACGAUCAAAUGCUUGAACUGUGGGAAUGAGACCAGUCGGUCGGGCUCGAAUUAUGUGACGGACUUGACGUACCCGAUGACCAAGGGCCGCGGAAGCCGUUCCACGAAGACAACGUUCUCUCAAGUGUUGAAAAAUAGCGUGGAAGGGGAAGGAGCCAUGAAAGGCUGGUGUAUCCGCUGCAAUCGAUACCAAUCCCUACAGGCCCGCAAGACCAUACAAGGUAUUCCCUCAGUAUUGACGCUGAAUGUCCCGGUGGCGGAGCAUCGCGACAACGAGCUCGAACAAAGGAUGUUAUGGGCGAACCCAGGAUGGCUUCCGGAGGAGAUCGGUAUCAUAGUAGACAACGGCUCCUUCUUUUGCUAUCAGGGCGAGGACCUGAAACUACACCUUCAACGCGGAGUGCACAACAUCCAGGUUUACUCGCUCAUCGGCCUGUCGGUCAACAUCGAGAGCGGGUCACCGCAGAAAUCACACCUUGGGGCCCUGUCACCAGGAAGCGUUGAUACAGGAUCGAGUCAUAAACCGCACCUUGUAGCCAUGGUCAACGUUGCGCAUGCCGAGCCGUCGCCCCCAGGAGACAGCCAGUGGCACCUCUUCAACGACUUCUCCGUCAAAGUGUCAGCUGCAGAGGCUCUAACCUUCAACGCCAGGUGGAAAAUGCCGUCUGUGCUUGUCUACCAGCUGAAAACUGCAAACAACAAUCUCGACACCGAAUGGGUCAAGAAUAUAGAUACCUCGGUACUGCACAUUGACUUCAAGCCUGACGCAAAUGAGCACCCAUAUCGUACCCUCGACCCGGUCAUAGAACGGCCGGGACCCGAGACCACGGUUGCUCUUGACACGGAGUUUGUACUGGCAAAACAGUCAGAGGUGGAGAUGAAAUCGGAUGGCGUUAGAGAGGUCAUCCGGCCUAACUUCCACGCGCUGGCUCGUGUCUCUAUCGUGCGCGGCGAGGGCGAGGACGAGGGCCUGGCCUUCAUAGACGACUGGAUCCAGGUCAGGGAGCCGGUCAUCGACUACCUGCACAGCUACUCGGGCAUUAAGCCAGACGACCUCGACCCGCGCAACAGCAGGCACUGCCUGGUGUCCCUCAAGGUCGCGUACAAGCGGCUCUGGGUGCUCCUGAACCUCGGGUGCAAGUUCGUCGGGCACGGCCUCAAGGGGGACUUCCGCGUCAUCAACAUCCAGGUGCCCAAGGCGCAGAUCAUCGACACGAUCGACCUCUUCUACCAGAAGAACUACCGGCGCAAGCUCAGCCUCAAGUUCCUGGCCUGGUACCUGCUCAAGGAGGGCAUCCAGGUCGACACGCACGACUCAAUCGAGGACGCACGCAUCGCGCUCAAGCUCUACAAGAAGUUCCAGGAGUUCGACGAUGCGGGCAUCACCAAGAUGAUGCUCAACGAGAUCUACAGGGCCGGCGACAGCGUCGGGUGGAAGCCGCCCGGGAGCACCACCACGGCGACCGAGCAGCAGCAGGCGGCUUUGCAGAGGAGCCCCACGCCCAUCUCCGAGGGGCCCUCGACGCCCGUUAGGAAGGGGCUGGCUGGGGCUCAGGGGGCACUUACGCCCAGCUGGUCGGCCGGGCCAGGAGCAGGUGGGUUCACCCCGGGAAGAGGGAGCCCUCUUAAGUAG